AUGGUCCAGUAUAUUUCCGACGUCAGCAACGCCAGAGACGAUAUCCUCAGCUUGAUCGGGGAUAUUGAAGCAACAUCGCGACAAUUGGCUGAUCUCCAGCAGUUGAUCACAAGGAAUGAGACGACCAAGGCGUGGAAUGAGAAUGGCCUGCGCAACGCCCAGAAGUGCGUUACAGACUGCGAAAAGACUAUUGCCAAACUACGCAAACUGUUGAGGAAGUCAAGUAUCAGCAACAGCAACAGCGAACCUGUUGGCGAGGUAAAUCGUGACGAGAUCGAUAUUACCAAGUUCCAACAGGCCAUGUGGCCUUGGUACAAGCCGCAGCUGGAAGUUUAUCGACGAGAAUUACAGGGUGCCAAGCAGGAUAUUCUCAUUGCUUAUUCUACAUAUAUGAUUAAGACCGGAACCUCUGCAGAACGCGAGAAGUACAAGGGCGAUCUUCCUCAGCUUCAUCGCGCUCGCGAAUUGAUCCGAGGACAACUCCGCGAAGCUAAAGCACGUCGGGUGAGACGCGAGCAAGAACUUCGAAAUAGGUCUGUAUCAAUGAACGAACCCCGAAGGCGUACGAGGUUCCGGGAGCCUUCCAGAGAUACAUACUAUGACGACGGGGUUUAUCCUCUACCUGAUGGCCAAUCGGACGUAGAUAUCGCAGAUGUCGAGAAUCUUGAGGACUUGUUUGAACAAUGGCAAGAUGCGAAAGAAGAAGAGAUUAAAAUACAAGAGGAAAAGAGGAAAGAAAUUGAGAACAAGGCAGUGGAAAAGUUUAAGACACAGCAAUUACUUGCACUGGAAGCCCGCCGUCAGCAGGUGAAGGAGGCGCGGGCCAACCUACUCGCUGAAUUGACCAAAGCACAAAUGCCGCCCCAGCGAGCCAACGAGGUUGUGAACAAUAUCCAUCCACUUGAUACUAUCGACAAGGAAGUGCAGAUAUUCAGGGAAACGCCCACUGAAGAGCGAGCAGUAAACAAGAAGCCCGCUGCAAGUGUGAUGACUGAGGGAGGACAGUCAGUGCCAUCGCGUCGUUGGACAUUCUGGCGGAGAAGGUUCGUAACCAUUGCUGAAGAAAAGCUGGAUAGAGCUGACGUUAAGAACCACAGUUCGGGCCAUGAGCGAUCCUUCUCAGCCGCAAGCAGCACCCUGAGGCACGAACUUCAGAAGGAGGACAUUCCUCCGCUUCUACAGGAUCCGACGUCGGAAGGGGGGAUUGCUCCUCUGGAGGCUUACUUCUUCCAACGAACCAACAAGUAUUAUGUGCCAAGAGUGGAAAUCAUCAAUUUUGAGGUUCCCAACCAAUGGCUUCUGCUAUCCGUCAUCAAGAAGCAGGACGACCUCGUAAAGAAACCCACAAAAACCCAUUCUGUGUGGCGGGAGUUUUCUUUUUUACCAGCCGAUUACCGCGAGCAGAUUGCCGAACAUCUCCAUUCAAUAAACACGCCGCUCGAGUCGUCAAAGUGGGUACUUCUUCAUGUCGAGCCACUGUGGGAGGAACGCCGUCGGAGUAUAUUUCAUCGACGAGCAAAGAGUGUGGAUAUCUCCGGAGUCUAUGUAGUUUUCAAACGGAACAGACAUCCAGGAGACGUACGACACGGCAUUCUGAGAGAGGAUGAUCAUGGCCUACCGCACAAGGAUAGGAUAUCUUUUGUAGACCCACCUACACGCCGUCGUACAAGGUCUUACACCAACACGAGGGAACCCAUCCUAUCGAGAGCUCGGGGGUCAUCAUAUCUCCGGUCUCGAGAUCCAACCUCAAAAUAUGAAGAGGAAGAUGAUGCAAUCGUCCGUCCAAAGUCACCGUCGCGAUCUCAAUAUAUACGGCGCUCGCGGCGCGACUACGACGACGAUAGAACUAUCGAGAUAAUCGACAAUGCCAGAGAACAAUAUACAAACACAUAUACGGAGGUUGAACCAUAUGAAGAAAUCGUUAUACCCGACCGCCGUGACUAUCGACGAAGAUCUAUAUCACGGAGAGGAAUCCAGGGAGGAGAAGAUCGUAUCCCUUUGACCAUUCGUAGAUCAGAAUCCGUGAAACUAAUCAAAGCCUUUAAUCUAGACGAAUCUCGAGAACGCUACCCUCGGGUAUCUAGCAGGCGUCGUUAUAGUCCCCUCCGUCGACAGCAACUGCUCCAGCGGAAUGAACCUCCAAGCGAUAUUGCUGAGACCCUGAGGGAGAUUUCAGACUCAUCGUCAAGCAGCCUUUCCGAUGACGAUGAAGGAGAUCUCGGACCCCUGACUCUACUAGGUGAAACGGAGGAACAACUGCAACAGAAGAUUCUCAACAAAUAUGUUGACUUGGGGGAACCGAAGGCUGCUGACGAUGCUCCUCAGCCGGCCAAUGAAGAUCACGAUGAUACGCUUUUAGCCUCACCUGAAAGCAAUGGUUCAGCUAAGAAGGAGAGCAAAACUAAUGAAGGAGCCAAGUAUCCAUCCUCUUCUGCAGUGCGUUAUACAGUCAAAGCGGAGAGCGUUGUGGACGAAGGUGACAUGCUUUUAUCUUCUUCCGCAGGUCACCAUACAGGUAUGGUGGAGGAAGCGCUCGAUAGAGAGGACGAGAGUUCGUCCUUCUAUGCAUCCUUUAGCACACCUGUUAUGGAGACCACGACUAAUGAAAAUAAGCCUAACUCACGGGCUUAA
Paecilomyces variotii is the source of this 2631-nucleotide messenger RNA. RefSeq lists its product as hypothetical. The transcript has 4 exons. The record is from RefSeq and is a predicted model, not a curated record. Lineage: Eukaryota; Fungi; Ascomycota; Eurotiomycetes; Eurotiales; Thermoascaceae. Bases 1 to 2631 code for a protein of 876 amino acids.